Molecule: messenger RNA, 1887 nt
Organism: Rhododendron vialii
Lineage: Eukaryota; Viridiplantae; Streptophyta; Magnoliopsida; Ericales; Ericaceae
Product: methyltransferase FGSG_00040
Exons: 1
Coding region: 14-1618 (534 amino acids)
Molecular function (GO): protein binding
Source: RefSeq, a predicted model, not a curated record
CCACCACACAGAAAUGGAGGAAGAGAUGAUGCAACAGCUCAGAUCCAAGGCCACAGAGCUUCUCCUCAGAGAAGAAUGGGAUGAAUCCAUCCCAGCCUAUUCUCACUUCAUCUCACUCUGCCUAGAUCAAAUAUCCAAGAAAACCCAUCAGAACCCUGACCCGAAUCACCACUCAAAUCUCAACAAAUCCCUCUGCUUAGCCCUCUCCAACAGGGCCGAAGCCCGGUCCCACCUCCGAAAUUUUGCAGAAGCAUUGAGAGAUUGUGAGCAAGCACUCGAAAUCGAGAGUGCCCAUUUCAAGACUCUGCUUUGCAAAGGUAAGAUCUUGCUCAGUCUCAAUCGGUAUGGAAUGGCUCUGGACUGCUUCAAAUUGGCUCUUCUGGAUCCCCAAUCUGGUUCAAACUCUGAAUCCAUCAAUGGGUAUUUGGAGAAAUGCAAGAAACUUGAAUUCUCUUCAAGAACUGGAGCUUUUGAUUUAUCUGAUUGGAUUCUAAAUGGGUUUCACGGGAAGUCUCCAGAAAUCGCAGAGUACAUUGGUGUGGUUGAAAUCAAGAAAUCCCAUAUAGGUGUUGGGCGUGGCCUAUUUGCAACAAAGAAUGUUGAUUGUGGUACUUUGUUAUUAGUUACCAAGGCAAUUGCCACUGACAGGGGUAUAAUGCCCAAUUCCAAAGAUGAAGAUUUGGGGGGCAAUACCCAAUUGGUUAUGUGGAAGAAUUUGAUAGGUAAAGUUGUUGAAUCAUCCACAAAAUGCCACCGAACCCAUCAAUUGAUUCACAGUUUGUCUACCGGCGAAGAAGAGGAUACACUUGAAGUGCCAGAUGUUAGUCUAUUUAGGCCUGAAGCAGAGGAGAGUGGGUUUUUGAAUGAGAAUCUUGAUAUGGGUAGAAUACUAAAAAUAUUGGAUGUGAAUUCUCUAGUUGAGGAUGCGGUUUCAUCAAAAGUUUUGGGCAAAACCAGCGGUUACCAUGGUGUUGGGCUAUGGCUACUUCCCUCCUUCAUCAACCAUGCAUGCAACCCUAAUGCACGGCGAUUGCAUGUUGGUGAUUACAUGAUGGUUCAUGCUUCUAGAGAUAUUAAGGCAGGUGAAGAGAUCACAUUAGCGUAUUUUGAUGUGCUAACACCUUUGAGCAAUCGUAGAGAAAUGGCGACAACUUGGGGAUUUGACUGUUGUUGUAAGAGGUGCAAGUUUGAGGAGGGUAUUUUGGGAAAACAGGAGAUGAGGGAGUUUGAGAUAGGUAUUGACAGGGGAUUGGAAGUGGGAGGGAUGGUUUAUCGGUUGGAGGAAGGCAUGAGAAGGUUGAAUGCAAGGGGAAAGGAAAAGGGCUAUUUGAGAGCAUCUUUUUGGGGAGUUUAUUCUGAAACGUUUGAGUCUGAGAAGUCAAUGAGGCGAUGGGGGAGGCGGAUUCCGGCAAUUGAGGUUGUCGUGGAUAGUGUUGCGGAAGCUGUGGGAAGUGAUGAGAGGGUUUUGAAGGUGGUGAAGAAAGGAUUGAAGAGAAAUUGCAGUGGCGGUGGCGGUGGGAUGGUGGAGAUGGAGAGAACAAUAAAACUAGGAAGAGGAGUGUAUGGGAAGGUUAUGAAGAAACAAGCAAUGAGGACUCUACUUGAGCUUCAAGAGUAAAAGCUAUUUGUCUAAUAGCUAUUUGUACUUAGGAAUUUUUUUCUCAGUGUUUAGGCACAAUUUGUUCAGGUUUUCUUGACCACUAAUUGUUUUCCAUUGAAGUUAUCAGAGAAGUUGACUUCCAAAGCAUUGAAAAGUAUAUUUCUCAUGGAUAAGUCUGAGCUAGUCCAAUUAAAUGACAGAAGCAUCCAGCAUGGUUUCACAGUUGUCUUUCUUUCAAACCAUUUUGCAAUGUAUGAUGAGCAAUGCUACUAACACACCUUUAAACA